Molecule: messenger RNA, 1215 nt
Organism: Lasiosphaeria miniovina
Lineage: Eukaryota; Fungi; Ascomycota; Sordariomycetes; Sordariales; Lasiosphaeriaceae
Product: cytochrome P450
Exons: 6
Coding region: 1-1215 (404 amino acids)
Molecular function (GO): heme binding; oxidoreductase activity, acting on paired donors, with incorporation or reduction of molecular oxygen; iron ion binding
Source: RefSeq, a predicted model, not a curated record
AUGAACAAGAAGCUUGGGAAUCCUGGCCUCAUGCUGGUUGAUCUUCGCCCCGCCGCCUACCCCAUCGCCGUCAUAGCCAGCCAUGAAAUUGCUGAGCAGAUCUCGAGGGCCUCUAAGCUGUUCCCCUGGAGCACCUCCAAGUCACCCACUGUCAACGCAUUCGACCGCCUCAUAGGAAGCCGCUCCAUAAUAGGUAGACAAGGAGAAGAGUGGAAGCAUCUCCGCAAGCGCUUCAACCCUGGCUUCGCUCCUCAUCAUCUCAUGACUCUCCUCCCCUGCAUCCUGGACAAGACUCGGCCGUUUCUAGAACACCUCGACGGCUACGCUAAGACGGGAGAUGAGUUUCUUCUCGAUGACCUCACCGUCAACCUCACGUUCGACAUCAUUAGCAACGUAGUAAUGGAUGUUGACUUUGAUGCGCAACACCCCGGCACGACCCGCCAGGGAGAUCGUAACGGGCUCUGGUGGCUGCGUCCUCGGGUCGAGUGGCACCGCCAUCAGAUCGAUUCUCGCCUCAAUCAGACCCUCUGGGACAUGAUCCGGCAAAAAUAUGCUGAGCAGAAGCAGCAGGGCGUUUCCCAAAACCUACGCAGUGUUCUCGGCCUCAGCCUGCAAGGCGUCGACCACCUCAGCGAUGCUCUCAUCAAGGACACUGGCGACCAGAUUCGAAGCUUCCUGUUCGCGGGCGACGACACGACGGCUAUCCUACUGGGGUGGAUCUUCUACGAGCUCUCGCGGACCCCGGCGGCCCUGAAGGCUGUGCGCGACGAGCUGGACGACAUCUUUGGGCGGGAUGCAGUUGUUGUGCGCGAGAAGCUGGUGUCGAGAGAGGGCGAAGACGCGAUCCGGCGUAUGACGUUCACGUCGGCCGUGAUCAAGGAAGCCCUGUGCCUGCACCCGCCUGCGGGCACGGCACGGCGAGCGCUGCCUGGCUCGGGCUUCAUGGUGCGCACCACCCAGGGCGAGGGCCUGUGUCUGGACGGACUACUGGUCGUCUACAACUGCGCCAACAUAAUCCAGAGGGACCGGCCUGCCUGGCGGCCGUUUGAGCGGGGGCCUCGUAACUGCAUCGGACAAGAGCUUGCCAACAUCGAGGCGCGACAGUUCGAGGUCGAAUCGGAGCUAUACAGUACGCGACAAAUAACAUCAAAGUCGAUUGAUGGGACCAGAAUGAGAGUGCAGCUUGCACCCAGGGCCCUUGUCAAGCCGCUGUGA